Molecule: messenger RNA, 1784 nt
Organism: Physella acuta
Lineage: Eukaryota; Metazoa; Mollusca; Gastropoda; Physidae
Product: fibroleukin
Source: RefSeq, a predicted model, not a curated record
UUUGAGGGAUUAAAAGGGAAGAAACUGAAGGUAUAAGUAGAAGCUGUAAGCGAGAGUUAUCUCAAUAGGUUCUUGGAGCUGUAUGGAAGACUAGAGGCUUCAUCAAUGGCUGCUUUUGUUGUUGUGGCUCUGCUAGCCGUGAGUGUGGCGUUUACACUUGGCCUUGAACUUGAUGUCAAAAGAGAGACAUUCGUUAAAGGAAGUGAGAGUUUCUGCGGGCGGCUACGUUGUAUGGAAGACAUCACUCGCAAACCCAACUUCUCGGCUAUCGUCAGCUUGAAUGCUUUCACGUACACAGAAAAUACCGGGAAGGUGUUCCUCACGUCCAUUGCACUUGAUAACCCAGUAGCUAAAACCCACAACUUAGCGGCAACAGAAAUCUCGGGGAAAAUCUCGAAAUCUUCCAGCGAGAUCUCGUUGGUCAUACGCCCGGUGAUAAACUGUUCGUAUUCGACUUUUGGGUGCCAAGCUUCAAUUUUAGAUACAACAGGAGCGAUCAUACAGAUAGAAAACGUAUCUUUAUCUUUAUCAAAGUCUUCCAGCUAUGACGGUGUCGGAGAUGUAGGGUAUAAGAAAGAAAACGUAAUGCCGUCUUCAAACUCCAACUCAGAUAAAGAAACCCAAAGACAUGGCUUCAAAAGACGUAGGAGUUUACACGGAACGAACCGGACUCAAGACGACGGUUCGGAUGGCGCAGACGGAGGGUCAAGACGUGACCAAGGGGAUGAGUUUUUCAGCAACACCCUGCAUACUCUGUCUGCAGAGUUGGAGAAAUUGUCGACGGACGCCAAGGGAACCUACUCCAAGUUUAACGACAGGCUAGACUCCCUGUCUAACACGCUACAGCAAGUCACCUCGGCACAGCAGCAGUCCUUGGCGAAAACAGACAGGGCGUUGGCGGAUAUGAGAAGGGCGGUGGAAGAAAUGAGGGGUCUGUCUCCCAAUAAUGAUCUUUUGAGAUCCAUCGAAACGGAGCGCCUGUGUAAGACGCACGACUCUACCUUACAUAUGCCGAGCCAUUCGGUGGUUGACCUUGGAUUAGGUAAAGACGUUCUAUGUGACACAAAGACCGAUAAAGGUGGUUGGAUUGUUAUACAGCGACGAGCCUACGGCGACACCAACUUCACUAGAAACUGGAACGACUACAAGAUGGGAUUUGGAUCUUUGUUUGGAGAUUUUUGGAUGGGGAACGAUUUCAUCAGCCUCCUUACCACCCUGGGUUACAACCAUUUGAGAAUCGACAUGAAGUUACAGAACAGAAAAUACUACGCCUCGUACGUGGACUUUCAUGUCGGCAACGAGAAUUCCUUAUACAAGCUGAAGCUCACCCCGUUCAGGGCGAGCGUCCGCGACAACUUCAAGGAACAAAACAACCACAUCUUCGUCACCUACGACCGCUCCAACGGCGUGGAUAACUACAGCUGCGCGGACUGGAGGGGUGCCGGGGGGUGGUGGUUUGAUAACUGCCUGUCGGUGAACCUCAACGGGAGGUGGAGGAGCCAGGAGGUGGACAAGGGGGUCAUCUGGGCCGACAUCACGGAGUGGAAUAACUCGCUGGAUUUUGUCGAGAUGAAGGUUCGUAAACAUUGAUGAUACUUACUUCCCCUUACAACGAUCACACCGUUAAAGGGAGACAAGUACUAAGGUACAGAACGAUUAAGGAUCACUACGCUUUAGCGGUGUAUGUGAGUUAAUCAAGCCUUGUACCUUUAUCUUAUCUUCGUGUACUUUUUUUUUCUAAUUUCUAAAUGAUUUUAGAUAAAUCAAAUAAAAGUUAAAAACUA